AUGAGCGUUGAUUUAGAGCGCUUGAAACUACACAAUGAUGCCGAAGGAUAUUUUGACACCUCGUCCCUGGUUGUUGAGGCCACCCAGCCUCGCCAGGGCCGCAAGCCUACCCGGCGUGAUUUGGACACCCAAUCGGAGCCGGUCUCCGCCAACUCAUCGCCAACUGAAGCUGACCGUCCCACAUCCUGGCUUUUAGGCCUUGGCACUGACGAAGGCAAAGGAUCUCUCAAAUUCUUCCAUGAGCGUCGCUCCUCCGACGAGGUGGCACCCACUCCGCGGAGUGAGUCUGCUGAGCGCCCGGCGCUUAUUCGCAAAAAAAGUGGUGAGCUCGUCAAAUCAUCUUUGAAAUUGCCUGCUUUGGCGCGCACAAGGUCCAUGCCCAAUACCAAAACCGUCCAUUUCGAUACCAACCUUGAACAUGUCCGCAGAUUCAACUAUCGUGAAAAGCCCGCGAAAGUCUCAUUUGAGUGGGGCGGCGAGGAUGCUAAUGGUGCCUCCGACGAUGACGAACUCUCCGAUGACGACUUCUCGGAGGGGUGGACUAUAAGCACCCCCAACUUCAAAGCUACUAAUUAUGAUCGCACAGAGGGCAAAGACCGUCCCAUCGUUUACCUGGACAGUCUUUUUCUCAGCCCUGAUCAGCAGUAUUUACGUGGCAACGUUUGUGUUCGGAACAUUUCGUUUGCAAAGCAAGUCACAAUUCGCUACACAAUUGAUUACUGGCAGACGCUGUCUGAGGUCGAGGCCUACUACAACUCUGACGUUCGUAGGCUAGAUCGGGCUGCUGGAUACGACCGAUUCUCUUUCCAGAUCCCCCUGGCCACUUUGCCGAGCAGAGUCCUGCGCAGGGCAUCCAUGUUUUUGUGCGCCAAGUACUCGAUUGAGAACGAGGUUUAUUGGGAUAAUAACAACAAACUCAACUACGAGGUCGUAUUUCGCCACGAGUCGCACCACCACGAUCGCUACAUGGAAAAACGCAUGUCCGCACCACCUCGGUUUGUUAGCCGAAGACUGUCUGCAGAUGAUACUUUGCCCUACGUCCAGGAUGAUGCAGGCCUUGAUAUCAAUGCGUCCGAGAUCUUUGCAUCCGUGGCUCUGGAAACCCGGGUUAAUAGCAUAUCACGGCCUGCUGCCAAAGAACCCAGUGAAUUGAAAUCUCGCUACUCCUUCGGAUCAGCAUUCAACCAACCAUUACGAUCUCCCGUUACCGCAAACCAAACACAAAGCACAGCUAAAGUGAAAUCGAGUGAAGCCACCUCCACGCAGCCAACCCCCACUAAUGUCAAAACAAAUGGGUCGCCUACACAGAAGGCGCCCGCAAAGAGAGUUUUCCCGGCAGCGGCCCCCAGUCAGUUUUCCUGGGAUUCAACAGGGUACCAGGACAUUUUGUCCAAAUUCUGUUUUGCCGGAUCUGAUAACAGUUCGCCGCCUGAUGCGCCAAUUCAAACUGUGAAAAAGUCUGCUGUUGUUCCUAGCUCAGUAGGCAAGCCGGUGUCGCCGGCUCUUUCGCCCUCCGAAAGCCCGCCUCCCGAGACAUCCACAACAGCUCCUUUACAGAGAACAACCAGCUAUUCAUCGUUCCGCCUCGUGCAGUCGUGA
Messenger RNA from Wickerhamiella sorbophila, 1599 nucleotides. RefSeq lists its product as hypothetical. Gene Ontology annotation, molecular function: protein phosphatase 1 binding; glycogen binding. NCBI's taxonomy places the organism in Eukaryota, Fungi, Ascomycota, Dipodascomycetes, Dipodascales, Trichomonascaceae. Gene Ontology annotation, cellular component: protein phosphatase type 1 complex. The coding region runs from base 1 to 1599 and encodes 532 amino acids. The record is from RefSeq and is a predicted model, not a curated record. Gene Ontology annotation, biological process: regulation of glycogen biosynthetic process. The transcript has a single exon.